CUCGUUGCUCGUGGUGGAGGCCUCAAUCCACCGCCAGAAGUGGUGCAAACCUGGCCGGCGCCGAACCAUGUCAACCCGGAGGAAAGAGGAUGGGAGGCGACCGUCAUGCUGUUCAUCUUCUUCAGCAUCACGAUUCUCGUCUACGUUGCGCGCAUGUGGGCGCGGUUCACCAUAUCAAAGAAUCUGGGCCUCGACGAUUUUCUCAUCAGUGUCGCCAUGCUGCCGCUAAUCGGGCUGACAAUCUCCACAGUGCUGGGCAUCCGGGUCUAUGGCUAUCAAUGGCAUGUCUGGGACCAAACGGCAAGGUCGCUCGUCGCUACACGAAAGAUUGCCCUGUCCAUUGAGUUGAACUAUGUGGCCUCGACGGUAUUCACCAAAGUAUCCCUCCUAUGCUUCUACCGCCGCAUCUCUGAACGUCUCACCAACCAAUUUGUACACUGGGUAUUCGGCAUGAUCGUUUUCUGCAGUAUCUACGGCAUCAUCAUCUUCUUCAUCAUUCUCUGGACAUGUACCCCAAUCGAAGGCUUCUGGCGCUACUUCGACAUCGCAUGGCGCUUGCAACACAAGCUCGAAUGUCGCGACGAGGGCGCCCUCAUCGUGGCCUGUGCAGCCAUCAGCUCUGUCCAGGACCUCAUCAUCUGCCUGCUCCCCGUCCUCUUGAUUUGGAACCUCCAAAUCAGCAAGCGACAAAAGUUCGGCCUCUGCGGCAUUUUCGGCCUGGGUUUAAUCACCUUUAUCUGCGGGCUGAUGCGGACCUUUUAUGCGACAAAGCUGUAUUACUUUUCAUACGACACUAGCUGGAUCGCCUACGACGGCUGGGUCUGGACAACGCUCGAAGCCCAUCUUGCCGUCAUCUGCGCGUCCGCGCCCUCGCUCAAGGUCUUCUUCAGCCGCUACUUCUCCCAGCGGACGUCGCCCACCGCGUACUCGAUCAGCGACAGCCGCGGCAAGACCCCGGACAUCAAGUCGACCUCACAGGCCAGCCCCAAAACCGUGCAGGCCUCUGUGCAGCGCUUGCACAUACGCCGCGGCGGUCGCGGCGAUCCCCCGGAAGACGACAUUGCCAUGGACGGGAUCCACGUCGAUUACAAGCUCCAUGUGCGGUAUGAGAGCGAUGCUGCAAGUCAGAAGAGCGAUACGAGUACGAGGGGGCUGACG
Messenger RNA from Exserohilum turcica Et28A, 1158 nucleotides. RefSeq lists its product as uncharacterized. The record is from RefSeq and is a predicted model, not a curated record. The transcript is spliced from 5 exons. The annotation marks the transcript as partial. Lineage: Eukaryota; Fungi; Ascomycota; Dothideomycetes; Pleosporales; Pleosporaceae.